GAGAUUUGCGCCUAUUUUUACAGCUAUUCACUCAUCAAAACCUACGGACACACAAAGGUAUUAUGCAUAGGACUAGCCGGUAACGUAGCCAGGUUUCUGUAUAUAUCGUGGCUAACGAACCCCUGGUGGGUAUUGCCAUUUGAGUUGAUCCAGGGCGUAACCCACGCCACGGUAUGGGCGGCCGCCUGUAGUUACAUAACACAACACACGGAACCCCAGUUGAGGUCAUCCACUCAGGGGGUACUCCAGGGGCUACACCACGGACUGGGCCGGGGGUGCGGAUCCAUCAUUGGCGGGAUGUUUGUCAACCGAUGGGGCACUCAGAUAACGUUCCGUUUGUACGGUGUGUUGAGUAUUGUGGUGUUGGGCGCCUUCAUUCACGUCAACUACUAUAAGCCCAAAGAGGGCUAUAAGUUCUACGAGGAGGACACGGAUCAGGUGGUGAUGGACAGUGCGAGCGCACUGGCACCCCAUGGCGUGCCCACCAACCCUAUCAAUAGAUCCCAUUCCCGCAGUAAUAUUCAGCAGCAAAGCCCCGACCAGCCGGAGUCCAAGGGUGACGCCAACAACGGCACCAACCCUUUCAAGUCGGACGACCCAUACCUCGACCCCAAUCACGCGUGGAAUCAAACCUAUCAAAAUAGUGUAAAAUUGGGGAAUCAUUUCAAUUUGGUAUCUCCGGAGGGUAACUGGGAUUUAAGUGCUAUAAGAAAACACUUUAAGAUGUUAAAUGAGAUGCAAAUCUAUAAUAAUUACAAUGAAUGGGCUGUCAGUGAUCUCAUCAAAAAUAUUAAAACAGAAACAUAUCAACCAAUUAUUGAAUGCGAUUCCACUUACGACUGGUGAGAGAGGGGACUGGUAUCUAAUAGGUCUGUCCCAUGUA
This is a messenger RNA of Oppiella nova, 883 nucleotides long. The record is from the annotation of a GenBank genome assembly. Lineage: Eukaryota; Metazoa; Arthropoda; Arachnida; Sarcoptiformes; Oppiidae.